AUGCUUCCUGUAAUCCCUAGAGAUCCAUACUACCUCGAGCUCCCUAUGGCAUAUAACCCUAUCCCACCAAUCGAGGAGGGACCGAUGCAGCAGGAGGAGAUCGAGAUUAAAGAAGAUCCCGAAGAAGAUCCUGAGGAGGACAUGGAAGAGGAUCCCGAGGAAGAUAUGGAUGAGGAAGAUAAUUACGAAGUGAUCGUGAUAACCGAAUCAGAAUCAUCUGCCACAUCUCCAUCUACCCCAAUUCACACUUUCACUACAACUCCAAGUCGAUGUCCCAGGAAAACUGCCAAGAUAUCAAUCCCAGAUCGGAGACCCACAACUCUAAGGCAAAGCAAGAGGCUUUCCUACACCCAAAAGAGGGUAGAUCAACUUGCUUGGGAGAGCAAUAAGAUGAACAAGUAG
Messenger RNA from Lactuca virosa, 402 nucleotides. Lineage: Eukaryota; Viridiplantae; Streptophyta; Magnoliopsida; Asterales; Asteraceae. The record is from the annotation of a GenBank genome assembly.